CCCAGGAUGUCACAGGGUGUGACCUACGCUGACCUGCGCUUCGUGAGGACCCCUCCAGAGAAGAGCCAGGAGAAAGACCCCAGCGAGGGAGAGCUGACCUAUGAGAACGUCCAGGGGCCCCCCUGCCAGGAGAAGAGGACUCCCACCCCCACCAAGGGCACGAAAGAGUCAGACCAUCGGACCUGGUACGCCAUCCUGGCAUUGUUGGCCGCCUGUCUCUUCCUUCUCACCGCCGCCAUAGGACUGGGAGUCCGAUACUGGCAGGUCUCACGGCAGCUGCAGCAGGCGACUGAAGAGGGCAGUGCCCUGGCACAGAGAAUGGGCUCCCAGGAGGGCAGCCUGGCCCAGACCCAGGCCCAGCUGGAAGAGGCCCAGGAGGAGCUCCACUCCACCAACGGGACCCUCCGGAGCUGCCUGGCUGCCAAGAACCGGACGCAGGAGCAGCUGAGACAAGCCAACCAGAGCCUGAUGCUCACGCAGAAGGAGAAGGAGAAGCUGCAGCAGGAGAAGGAGGAGCUACAACGGGAUAAGGAAGAGCUGGAACAGGAGAAAGAGCAGCAGCAAGAGGACAAAGCAAGGCUGCAGGAGGAGAAGGAGACCGUUCAGCAGCAGUUGGAGGAGAUGAGGGGAAAACUGGAACGAGCUUGCUGUCCCCAAGGAUGGAAGUUAUUUGGGUGGAAAUGCCUGUGGAUUUCAUGGGAAAUGAAGACUUGGGUGGAAAGCCAGAAAGCCUGCAAGAGGGAAUCAUCUCAGCUGCUUGUUUUAAAGCCCUGGAGUGCAAAAGAACUAUGGGAUGCCACAUUCAUUGAUAAGAAAACUCAAUACUGGAUUGGACUUGAAAAAGUCUGGCAACCAGAGUCCUGGAAAUGGGUUGAUGGUACGGGCUAUGAAGGAACUGAACAUAUUGGGACUUGUAGUAAUGGAGGCUACUGCAUUCAAAUGAACCAAGGAGCCCUGGAACAGUGUUACUGUUGGAAUGUAAAGAGAUUUAUCUGCGAGAAGAAAGCUCGAUAUCCAUACCCAUUGAGAGCUCAGUAGGGCCAAAUUAUGUGCGGACUCUCUUAAAGGUAAAGGUAA
Messenger RNA from Podarcis muralis (Common wall lizard), 1077 nucleotides. The record is from RefSeq and is a predicted model, not a curated record. NCBI's taxonomy places the organism in Eukaryota, Metazoa, Chordata, Lepidosauria, Squamata, Lacertidae.